Molecule: messenger RNA, 957 nt
Organism: Tinamus guttatus (white-throated tinamou)
Lineage: Eukaryota; Metazoa; Chordata; Aves; Tinamiformes; Tinamidae
Product: serine/threonine-protein kinase SBK2
Biological process (GO): protein phosphorylation
Molecular function (GO): ATP binding; protein serine/threonine kinase activity
Source: RefSeq, a predicted model, not a curated record
AAUGGCCAAGAGCUCGGCAGCAGCAGUGGCAGUGACAACAACACCAGCAGUGCUAGACGAGCUCCUGCAGAUCACGGCCCAGAGCCUGGUGCGCAUGGAGGUGGCCGAGCACUACGAGGUCAUUCGGGAGCUGGGCAGGGGCAAAUACGGUCACGUGGUGCUAGUGACCCACAGGCAGCGAGGGACUCCUAUGGCUCUUAAGUUGCUACCCAAAGCCAGUACCAAGCUGUACACUUUUCUGUAUGAGUAUUGUGUGGCACUCUCCCUUGCCACCCACCCUGCUAUCAUCGGGAUGUUUGGAAUUGCAAUUGAGUCCAGCCAGUACUAUGGUUUCCUCUAUGAACCAGCGCUGCACAGAGACCUCAUCUCUAUCAUCAAACCACGGGAUGGAAUCCCUGAACCUGCUGCAAAGCACUGUGCCAAGCAGCUUGCGAGUGCACUGGACUUCAUCCACAGCCGAGGACUCGUGUACCGUGAUGUCAAGCCUGAGAACGUGCUGCUUUUUGAUCCCGAAUGUCGGUGUAUCAAGUUGACUGACUUUGGGCUCACACGGCCUAAGGGUACCAAGCUCAAGCUGGUGGCUGGGGUACUGCCUUACACAGCCCCGGAGCUGAGCAACACCACCGAUGCGCAGGGGCUGCCCAUCGACACCAGCUUGGAUGCCUGGGCCUUUGGCGUACUCCUUUUCUGCCUGCUGACCGGCUACUUCCCCUGGGAGCAGAGUCUGCCAGAAGACCCUUUCUUUGAGGACUUCAUGUUGUGGCAGGAGACAGGCUUGGAGGCCGCCCUGCCGCGCCACUGGAAGCGCCUGACAGCUGAGGCUGCCCUCAUGCUGCGCAGCCUGCUGGCCCUAGAUCCCGCCAAGCGAGGUCCUGUCAGCGGGGUUUUGCACUAUGUCGACCGCCCCUGGCGGCUGGACGAGGCUGCUGUGAAGCCCUAGAGCGCGCACUGUGUGGA